This is a messenger RNA of Hippocampus zosterae (dwarf seahorse), 5184 nucleotides long. RefSeq names its product TSC complex subunit 1b (gene tsc1b). Gene Ontology annotation, biological process: regulation of cell cycle; negative regulation of TOR signaling; negative regulation of cell population proliferation. The transcript is spliced from 22 exons. NCBI's taxonomy places the organism in Eukaryota, Metazoa, Chordata, Actinopteri, Syngnathiformes, Syngnathidae. The record is from RefSeq and is a predicted model, not a curated record. Gene Ontology annotation, cellular component: TSC1-TSC2 complex. Bases 397 to 4239 code for a protein of 1280 amino acids.
AGACAUCCGCCAAAAAGCCGAUGGGACAAACACUCCUGACAGGGAGUGAAUGAUUUUAUUCAGCGUGGAUUAAAAUUAAUAUCAACGAGAAUUUGACAUUGCCACGUGUUUGAUGCUUAGUGAUUAAUAAGAAAUGAGUUGACUUGGUUUCGCGAAGAGUAUUUCGGGGCGUUAGUUUGUGGGAUUAAUUUCCAUGCAGUCUUUCAGCGGAAGCCGAUCGUGGAGGGAUGGGCUGUGAGGUGUUCAAGAUGGCGGCGCCCUGUGGAGUGAAGCUACUCUAACAGAGGUGCCUGGAGACUGAAUUGGUGGGUGGCCCCAAGAGAGUCCUCCAGGCAGGAAGGAAGGCCCAGACACGGUGUGAGAAGGACACCGCCCUCCACCAAGAGCACUGCCACCAUGGCAAGGGAACAGCCAAGCAUGGGGGACCUCCUCCCGCUCUUGGAGACCUCCGACCUCCACCAGCUGGAAGAGAUCAGAGGCCUUAUUAAUGAGCAACUCAGCACUGAACGAGGGUCUGUGCUGCUCAACGGGCUGGUGGACUACUUUUUAGAAACAAACUCAUCAGAGGCCAUGCAUAUCCUCUGCUCAGUCAGAGAGCCGCACGACAAGCACCUUCUGGACAAGAUGAACGAGUGCAUGACCAAACAGGCCUGUCGGCUGCCCACCCUCACCCUGCUCGGCCACGUCAUUCGCAAGCAGCCGUCCUGGAUCCACAAGAUUGCCCGAUACCCUCUUCUGCUAUCACUGCUCAAAUGCCUAAAGACUGAUACAGAUGUGGUGGUGCUGAUAACUGGGGUGCUGGUGUUGAUCACGCUGCUUCCAAUGAUUCCUCAAGCGGGAAAACAACACCUGUGGGAGUACUUUGACAUAUUUGGCCGCUUGGCAUCCUGGAACCUCAAGAAUCCGGGUCACGUUUCUGAGGUUUACUUGAUCCACUUACACGCCAGCGUUUAUUCGCUCUUCCACCGCUUGUAUGGCAUGUACCCUUGCAACUUUGUGUCCUACCUGCGCUCUCACUACAGCAUGAAGGAAAACAUGGAAACAUUUGAAGAAGUGGUCAAGCCAAUGCUUGAACAUGUGCGUAUCCACCCUGAACUGGUGACAGGAACCAAGGAUCAUGAGCUUGACCCCACCAGGUGGAAAAAGUAUGAAAUCCACGAUAUCGUCAUUGAAUGUGCCAAAGUGUCUCUCGACCCGAAGGAGGCCUCCUGUGAGGAGGGAUAUGCCACCAUGCCUGACAACUUUUACCCUCAAAUUCACCUGCGACCACAAGACUGCACUUCCAGCCCCUACACAGACCUCUAUAGCAGCUAUGGAAGCUCUUCAUCAACUCCGUUCUCCACUCCACGGCAGCCGCUGCCUCCGCCCCUGUCUUUGCCCCCCUUCUCAGGGACACAGUCAACCAACCGUAGCCCACAGACCACCAAACGGCAGAGCUCCACCUAUGACCCUAACUCCUCCUAUGGCGGGAAGGACCCACUGUGGAGCCCCUCCUCUUUGUGUGGAAUGGCUACGCCCCCUUCAUCCAGGGGCAUGUCGCCCAACUUUGAGCUCUCCCACAGUGCCUCGCACCUUCCCAGCCGCUUCCACUGCACUUCAGGCGGGAAAGGAACGUCUGCCUCCAGUACUCCAGCCCCUUCAUCACCACCACCCACUCUAGCAGAUGACUUUCCGAUCAUCUCCUUGCCAGGCAACACAGUCCAGUCCAGUCCACCGAGAAAAGAUCGCAGACACGUCGACAGUGGUAAACCUGCACUGGUGAGACAGGAACCUGUGAAAGACUCAGAGAAAAGCGGCGCCACAAACAAAGAUGCUGCCGAUGCUGCAAAUGUAUCCAUGACCAUGACCGAGCUCUCGGUUUUCAUGAAGUUACAGGAGUUGGAGCUUCAGCUGAGAACGGAAAAAGAAAAGGAGGAGGCGGCUAUCACAGAGGAGCUGCUCAAGAUUACAGAGGAUAAACAGGAUCGUUCAGGCCUGAGGGGUUUCGACUCUCCUUUCUACCGAACCACUGAGACCCUGACUGGCUGUCAGACACAAGACAAGAUCGUCACCAACAGCCAAAUGGGCGGGUCCGUCCCGGACACACACCAUGCAGCGUGUACGCCAGACAAAGCGGAGAAUACCACAAGCGCCAGCGAUGUUGGGAGCGAACAAGGAGGGGGAGCGGGAGACAGUCGCAGUUUAGCCAUCGGCCUCGAUCAGUCCUGGCCCUUCCUGUCAGGUUUUACCCCGAUUGACCACCACCUGCACCGGAGCCCCUCGGCCCCAGAAGAGGAGGUGUCAAAGUUUGGGAUGUUCUCACCUAGUCCCUGUGGCAAGACGCCUGCAUCAGUGCCAUACGAAGUGUUAUUUGACCUGGCUUUGCCCAGGGCGGCCUCUCUCUACGUAGGCCGGAAGACAUCUGAGGCCGUUCACAAAGCGGCACGAGAGAGGCUCUCAAGACAUGAAGAGGGGCUGGAGGACGGGGAAGAGGAUGGCCUUCUGACUGCUUCACCACUAGAGGUGCUGGAUCGCCUUGUUCAGCAGGGGAGUGACGCCCACGAUAAAGUCCUCAAGCGAUUACCUCUGCCAAGUAAAUCAGCUGACUGGACGCACUUUGGAGGGUCGGCUCCAUCUGACGAGCUUCACAUGCUGCGGAGCCAGCUGCUCCUGCUGCACAACCAGCUGCUUUACGAGCGCUACAAGCGAGAGCAGCACGCCGUCCGCAACAGACGCCUCCUGCGACGCAUCAUCAACGCCACCGCACUUGAAGAGCAGAACAAUGCCAUGAAGGACCAGCUGAACCUGCAAAGCGUGGACAUCUCGUCUUUGAGGGAGAGUUUGCAGGUGGAGCAGCAGCGCUACAGGCAGCUGUGGGACGACCGAGAGACUGUGGUGACCCGUCUGCACAGUCAGAUCAGACAGCUGCAGCAGGGACGAGACGAAUACUACACCAAGAACCAGGACCUCCAGAGCAAGUUACAGGAGUGUCAGAAAAGGCUGGGUGAGUUGGAGGCAGAGCUUCAGGGGGCAAAUAACAGAGUCUGUCACACUGGGCACCUGCUCAAACAGAUGAGCAUCAAGUUAAACAACAGUGAGAGCACCCAGCAGCGAAUGAGCUUCCUGAACAAACAGUUGCUGCUCCUCGGGGAGGCACACAAACUGUCCAUGCAGGAACUGCAGUAUGGAGGCGCAGAUAAUACCAAGCAACCCACCUCCCAUGAAGCCCAGAUGCUGCAGGUGUCCUAUAGAGAGGAGAUGGAGUCUCUGAGACAGAACCUGCUGGUUCAGGGCCAGAAACUUGAGGCAGCACACCAGAGAGCCUCUGAGCUGGAGACCCUCCUCUCCAAGAAGGAACACCUCAUUGCCGAGCAGAAGAAGUUUCUGGAGGAUGUGAAAUGUCAAGCAAAGGCAGAGCUGCAGGCCUCCGACAGCAGGUACCAGGCUCAGCAGAGAAUCACGCAACUGCUACAGAUUGAAAUCCUGCAACUGUACAGCAAAGUGGAGAUGGAGGCUCCGGUUAACAGUGCUGGUUUGCCACAAGGGGUUAGAUCUGACCGACACACACCUGCUGAUUCCAGCAGCAUCCUGGUGACCGAUGGACUAAGUCAAACUUGCACCAAUGAAGAGAGGGACAGCAGAGCACCACAUGACUCACAUUGCGGCAACGGCAGCACUUUAUUACCAGGGCAACUCAAAGCAAGCAAAACUUCCAAGAGCACUGCCAACUCGGUCAAUGGUAGCAAGGAGUCAGGCCCGUCCCUCAUGGUGGACCUCCCCCUGUCCUGCCCCCGCACCAACCGGCUUGCCACUCUGACACCAUCUGACGCACCCCUUACCGUAGGCUCCUACCCCAGUGCCAAGAGCUUCCUUGGCAUGAGGGCACGCGAGCUCUUUCGCAACAAAAGCGAGAGUCAGUGCUGCGACGAGGACGAGGAGGACGAGCAUCUGCAGCCGCCACAGCUUGCCGGCCUUGCCCACAGUCUGAAGACUGAGCUGUGCGCAGAGCCGCCGUGCCCGGGUUCGGUCGCCCACCUCGGCCUUGCGUCCCCUCCCAUUCCAACCAUCCUGACUCCGACUCCAUCCUUGGCUGCUCCUCUCCAUGCACCGGCCAAGAAAUCCCUGGAGCCAAGACAGCAGGCCCCCAGUCAGGAAAGCCCCCGGAGGAGGAUAGGGCGGGUCCCGUUGGGAACUGCGCGGCCCCGGCAGCAACAGCUCAAGAUCAUGGACUACAAUGAAACGCAUCAUGAGCACAGUUAAGAGACACAACUGAGCCGCAACGUCCAAAGCUAAAGUUUGAGAGGAUUUACAAAUCGGUCAAAGAGCCAUACGUCAGUAACUCUUUGAAAGUCAGUAUUAUUUGCGCCAUUCCUCUGAGUGGACAACAGGAUCUAGCCCCACUUGUUUUUUUGUUGUUUUUUUUUUUUAAAUAGCCGUUCAUCCUGAAUUCGGUUAUGCCCAAGAUGCUCUUAGAUAACACAAGUAGAACGUGAUCAGAAGAUUUAACUUCCACUUGGAGAUUCAGGCACUUUUUAAAUGGUCAGUUCAACGACGAUUCCAAAAUGUUUUUAUCUUUCCAUUUUGUUCCAUUCAAACAAAGCAUCUCUGGCACCGGCCUACACCAUGAUCUUGUGGGUUCUAAUGUUCACAAUGCAAACAGAUGGCGCAAACAUUUCGAAUUUGAUUGACUGAACAAAUGAUAGGAUAUCCCUCCACCUCCCUUCCCAAGAUCAGUUAUUUAAAGCAAAACAAGGAUCAUUAUUUUCUUUCACCGACAAACCCAGACCAUAUCAUUGUCGGUAAUUAUGAAGUCACAUUCCCAUUCGUAAUUCCAAGGUUACUGAUCAAAAUCUGUCUGAAGGAGUGUUUGUUUGCACUUUGUCAGGGAUGCCCACACCUUGGCAUCCAAACGCUUUCUUUCACUGCUGCACCAACAGUCGGUGACUUUCUUGUCUUCUCUCUAAAUCCUGUUGUCCACAAAGAUCUCCUGCUGUCAUGUCCUUCUGCAACGCUAUCUACAGCAUGUUCACUGAUCCACUUUAAAUGCCAACCGUAGUAAUUACAACAACCUAAGGCGGAAGGUACAAUCUGCACAAACUGAAGGGACUCUUGAAUGGAUGACAUGGCAAAAAAGGAAGUUCUUAAAGCAGUGGCUUGUGUUUAACUGUGAACAAUAAAGGUCGUCUUCAAUGUUUUGCACUACAA